AUGGCAAUGGGGAGGUAUAACCUGACUAAGGAGGGCAUGUUGGCCAACUUGUUUUGGGCUGAUAGAAUGCGCAAAGUUGAUUACCAACACUUUUGUGAUAUCAUCGUGUUCGAUUCGACAUACAAAAAUAAUAAGUACAAGAGACCGCUUGUAAUAUUCUCAAGUGCAAACAACAACAAACAGACGACGAUCUUCGGGUUCGGGUUAGUGUUGGAAGAGACGAUUGCUUUGUACAAGUGGAUGCUAGAGAAUCUUCUUGAGGUGAUGUGUAAUAAAUUUUCAUCUGUUGUAGUGACAGAUGGCGAUGAUGCCAUUAUUACUGCAAUUACGGAAGUUUUUCCUAGCUCUAUCCAUUGCCUAUGUGCUUGGCAUCUACAAAAGAAUGUUACAUCUAAUGGGAACAAGCAGAUGUUCAGGGACUUAUUUUUGAGGUGGUUGUAUGCAGAUAUGUCAAUAGAUGACUUUGAAACGGAAUGGGCCGAACCAGUAGAUGAAUACAGGUUACAUGAUAAGUUGUGGGCAAUGCAGAUGUACGAAAAAAGAAAGAUGUGGGCGAAUGCAUACCUUUGCGACAAGUUUUUUUGCUGGGUUUCGUACCACAUCGUGGUGCGAGGGUAUAAAUUCGCAUGUGAAGAAAUUCCUUAG
Molecule: messenger RNA, 645 nt
Organism: Arachis duranensis
Lineage: Eukaryota; Viridiplantae; Streptophyta; Magnoliopsida; Fabales; Fabaceae
Product: protein FAR1-RELATED SEQUENCE 4-like
Exons: 1
Coding region: 1-645 (214 amino acids)
Biological process (GO): regulation of DNA-templated transcription
Source: RefSeq, a predicted model, not a curated record